Stylophora pistillata is the source of this 2006-nucleotide messenger RNA. RefSeq lists its product as uncharacterized. Lineage: Eukaryota; Metazoa; Cnidaria; Anthozoa; Scleractinia; Pocilloporidae. The record is from RefSeq and is a predicted model, not a curated record. Gene Ontology annotation, molecular function: RNA binding; zinc ion binding.
GCAUGUAUCACCUGCUUCGAACAAAGUUUUUCUUUGGAUAUUUUCUCAUGAAUUACCUGCAUUUCACUUCUAAAUGACGCGAGUUUACGUAGGAAAUCUGGGAAGUAGGGGUUCCAGGCGGGAACUAGAACGCGAGUUUGAGAGAUUCGGGCCUCUUCGCGACGUAUGGGUCGCCCGCAACCCUCCAGGUUUUGCGUUCAUUCUGUAUGAAGACUCACGCGAUGCCGAUGACGCGAUCCAUGAAAUGGAUGGAAAGUUAGUAUGCGGAGAACGGAUUCGUGUUGAGCUUGCUCGAGGUCCAAGCCGUGGCGGAAGAGCUACACGGCUUGGAUUGACAGAGAAAUGCUUUGAUUGUGGAAGGAUUGGACAUUACGCUCGUGCUUGUACACGUCGACCGGCGGGAGGAAGUCGAGACCGCGAUCGAGAGCGGCGAAGAUCAAGAUCACGCAGUCCACGAUCCCGCUCUCGUUCCCCCAAACGAAGACGCAGUUUCAGUCGUUCUCUGUCUCCAAGGAGGAGAGGCUCUGGAUCAAAUGAGGACAGAAAAUCAAAAUCUCGCUCAAAGUCUCGCAGCAAGAGCCGUUCACAAAGUCCAAGCAAAGAGAAAACCAAUAGAGAAAGAAGUACUAGUCCUGGUCCUGACAGAAAUCAAGAGCAAGAGAAAGAAGACUGUAAUGGAAGGGAAGAAACAGGGAAACAAGUUGAAGAGGACAAACCAGGGGCAGAGGAGAUGGAGCAAAAGUCUCGCAGUGUCUCACCUGCACUAAAUGACAAUGAUAGCCACCGUAAUGAUGACAAUGAUGAAUAACUUGUGGCUUCUCUUGCUUGCAGUGUGCACCAAUUAUUUCAGUCUUUGUAGAGUUUCUUAUGUAUAUGUAGUCUGUAGCUUCUAAACAAGAAAUUGCAGAAAGGUUCAGCAGCAGCUAUGGUUUUUCUAGUCUGGAUUAGCCAGUCAUUGAAUGUAAAAGGGGUUUCGGGUUCAAAAUGUACCUGUGCGAUUAGGAGUGGCACAAGUGGGUCCAUGUUUUGAGAGAAAGCGAGGCAGGUCCCUUUGUCACCUUAGAUAGAUAGUUAAUUUAAGGCUAGCAUGCUGUUGUUUCAGGAACCUACCCAUUUGAAACUCUGGAUUGUCCAAAUGGGUUUAGUCAAUUGUGUCAAAAAUCAUUUUAUUAUUAUUAGUAGUUGUAGUAGUAGUAGUGAUAUUUCUUUACUAUUAUUAUUAUUAUUAUUAUUGCUAUUAUUAAUUCCUUAAUGCAAGUGAAGUCAAACUAGAGGAUCAAACAGGUUACCUUAAUUUUCUGUGGGAUAUUUUUCUCUUGGCCCUUGGUUGAGUUACAUUUUUCAGACGUGACUGGGGAAAAACUUUCUACAUUAGUCUGUUUUGCUGUUCAAUUUGUUGAAUUUUGAGGAAAUUCUUUUUUGAUGUCAUUGGGAGCUUAUUACUGUUAAGUAAUACCUGGGUUUGCUUCAAUUGCUUGCAUGUGCCUUUGUAACAGUUCAUUCUUUCAUCCAUAAUUACUUAUUAAGUGAAAUGGAUUCUUUUGGUUCCAUUGCAAGUUACCAGCUUCUCAGACACUUACAAUUUUGAAGGAAUGCAAUUUUUUUCUCAUUACCUGUACAGUAUUUAUCAUCUUUUAACAGCAAAUUUGAGGAAUCAAAAUAGUGCUUUCAGUGAAGUUUUUUUAUUUCAGUAAGAUCUUAAUUUUUCUUUCUUUUUUCGCUUUCUUACUGUUUAAGAUUAUGUUUACAAUUACGUCAGUUAUUGACUAGUUCUGUAACAUCAUAAAGCAGUAUCAGAUUUCAUACUCUCCAUAUAGUUCUCCAUAUAUUUCCUUUGGUACAGACCUGGAGAAUUUGUUUAACAAUCAAGUUCUUUCUUUGAUGAUCAUUUCUUUUAUUUUCAUCACCUUAAUUAAAAAAUUUAGCUGUGAUACAGUAAGGAGGAUUUGCCUUCAGUUCAAACACCCUAGUUCGCUAUGUGAAUAAAUGACUUCAUUUGCAGCAAA